Molecule: messenger RNA, 2442 nt
Organism: Larimichthys crocea (large yellow croaker)
Lineage: Eukaryota; Metazoa; Chordata; Actinopteri; Sciaenidae
Exons: 12
Coding region: 56-1402 (448 amino acids)
Molecular function (GO): GTPase activity
Source: RefSeq, a predicted model, not a curated record
CGGACAGGAGAGGCUGCUGCUGCUGCUGCUGCUGCUGGUGGUGGUGGUGGUCAUCAUGUCGGGCAGGAAGCCCCGGUCUGUGGCGAACCCUCUGGAGUCUGCUAUCAACACCCCGAGCGAGAGGAUCCUGAAAGAAUGCCACAGUUUGUAUGUGGACAGCGAGAACGGCCUGGUGAAGAUUGCCAGCAGCCUUGGCGUCCAGCUCCUGCCCCCCAGAAAGAAGAUCAUUGUGAUGAUAAUGGGUAACCACUCUGCAGGGAAGAGCUCCUUCAUUAACUGGUAUGUAGAAGAGCACAUACAGAAAGCCGGCGUCGCCAUUGAAACGCAGGGGUUCACGUUCAUCACAAGCGGUCGCAAAAGAGAAUCACUGACGGGGAAUGCGACGCUACAUCUCUACCCUCACUUUAGACCACUCCUUGAGUUCAAAGGUGUUACGGACUAUCUGUCUGCUGAGAUCUCCACCUCCAAGCAGAAGAAGUUCAGUCUGGUGACAUUCGUGGACACACCGGGUUUGGUGGACGGGGACAUGGUCUAUCCUUUUAAUGUCAACAGCGCCAUCACCUGGUUGGGAGAACAGGCCGACCUGGUGUUCGUGUUCUUCGACCCGAUGGGUCAGGCGCUCUGCAAACGUACGCUCAACAUCGUGGAGAAGCUGAGUGAGAAAUGUGCAGAUAAGGUGUUGUUCUACCUCAGCAAGGCUGAUGAAGCAGGGAAUGAAACAGACAGACAGAGGGUGAUGAUGCAGAUAGUCCAAGAACUGUGUCGCCGUCCAGGUCUCAACAAAUGUGGUUUUGAGAUGCCCACAAUAUAUAUCCCCAACCCACAGAAGCCGAGCCGGUGUGUGAACCAGAUCGAUGGGGUGUGUCAGACCAUCGAGAAGACCAUCAACCAGGCUGUUCAGAAGACUUUGAAUCAGCUGGAGAAAGACUCUGACCUUAUUUGUGCCACAAUCGGCAGCAGACUACAGAAGGACAGGGCUGAUGUGUCCUACAACAAAAGCGUCCGCCUUCACUCGUUCUUGUGUGGGGCUCUGGGUAUUGUCCUUCCUACCCUCUUCAUCCUCAGUUUCAUUGUGAACACCAUCUCCAAAGAGCAGCUGGAUGACCUGCUGGGCGAAGGGGCGGCUCGGAUCGUUUACAUCUUCACAGGAAUAGUGAUGUAUUUAUGGGACUGGAUACCAGAAGAUGGACAAGUUAUAUGUGUGAUUGUUUUUGGAGCUUUUUGCUACUUCCUGCUUUUCCUAGCAAAAUAUUUUGCAGGCCGGAGGAACAAGACUCUGACGAAGAAGGAGAAGAGGGCGAUGGCAGAAUAUAACGAUUACAUCAACGAUAUCGUCAAAGCUAAGAAGGGGAAGUUGUAUGAGUGGUACCUCCAGCAGUGUGCAGCAGAAUAUGAUCUCUGAGCCCGGGUAAGCUGAAGACAGUUGUCAGCGUGAUCUACCACCGUGUUUAAAGUGGUAUCCACCAAAACUAUCAGGUUUUUUCUCUUCUCAGUCAGUCAGGUGUAUCAAAGAUCAUCUCAAGAUCUUAGUUUAAAGAUUAGGAAUUUAAAAAGUGCCAUUAUUAGUCAGUACUGGAGAUGCUGUGAUUGUAGUCGUUUGAUGAAAGCAAAUUUCAUAAUGUGAAUAGAUUUUUGUAGUAACAACAUGGAAGAAGUGUUUACAAAUGAACUUUUUCUUUAUUUCUUCAUGAGGUACUUGCAGAUGCUUUUUUAUGAUGUCCUUGCGUACUCGUGGUCCUCAAGUCUCACUUCACCGUCUUGUUGUCUUUAUAAGACAUCAGAAUGUCCAACACUUUUGUUCGCAAUAUUACAAUAACCAAUGCUGUGAUAACACUCGGGCAUUAUAGUAAAAUAUUUUCAUACCAACAAAAGCUGCAAGCUUUCUUCUGCCUCCCAAAGAGUCUGUCUUCCUCUUUGACGUUUGUUUCGAUGUGUGAUAUGUUCACGUAUGAAUCAUGUGAUAGUAUUUACAGAAACCGCAGUCAAGAUCUGUGACUUAACUAUUUUAAUAGAGCAGUAUAAUAAAACAGGUGAGCAGUGAAGUCUGUCACUGAGUUGUUAAUGAGCACUGAACUCUUCAUGUUGUCUAUAGAAUCUAGUUUUACGACUAUAUCACCAUGUACUGCCUUUACUUCAGUGUUUGUAGACAUAUUUAUUGGUCUUUAAGGUGCUUUUUAUCCAAAUAAUGUAGAAAAACUUCUAGGGGCUGUUUGCAAUAUUAUUGUGAACACUGUCAGUUUGUAUUGUGUGUGUAUUUUAUCCUCCUCGUUAGGUAAAUCUUUGUUUUUAUGAGAUAUUACAUUUAUAAAUUGUGUGUGACUUUAUCUAUUCUGUGUAAUUUUUCCAAAAAAUAGUUUUUAUUGUACGAAAUGGAGACUCUCUUGUCAUAAAACUGCAAAUUAUGCUCUGUCACUCCCUUGGAAAUUAUUAAACAUUUUCUAC